GUUGGCAUAAAACCAAGUGGGUUGGGUAAAAGAUUUUGACUGAACUAGAGAAAACAGGAAUUGAUGUUGAAGGGCAAAAAACUAGUAAAAAUGUUUGAAGGCAGCAAGGAGUUGAUGUUGAAGGGCAAAAUGAGGGAAAGAAAGGAGUUGAUUUUGACUGAACUAGUAAAAAUGUUUGAAGGCAGCAAGGAGUUGAUGUUGAAGGGCAAAAUGAGGGAAAGAAAGGAGUUGAUUUUGACUGAACUAGUAAAAAUGUUUGAAGGCAGCAAGGAGUUGAUGUUGAAGGGCAAAAUGAGGGAAAGAAAGGAGUUGAUUUUGACUGAACUAGUAAAAAUGUUUGAAGGCAGCAAGGAGUUGAUGUUGAAGGGCAAAAUGAGGGAAAGAAAGGAGUUGAUUUUGACUGAACUAGUAAAAAUGUUUGAAGGCAGCAAGGAGUUGAUGUUGAAGGGCAAAAUGAGGGAAAGAAAGGAGUUGAUUUUGACUGAACUAGUAAAAAUGUUUGAAGGCAGCAAGGAGUUGAUGUUGAAGGGCAAAAUGAGGGAAAGAAAGGAGUUGAUUUUGACUGAACUAGUAAAAAUGUUUGAAGGCAGCAAGGAGUUGAUGUUGAAGGGCAAAAUGAGGGAAAGAAAGGAGUUGAUUUUGACUGAACUAGUAAAAAUGUUUGAAGGCAGCAAGGAGUUGAUGUUGAAGGGCAAAAUGAGGGAAAGAAAGGAGUUGAUUUUGACUGAACUAGUAAAAAUGUUUGAAGGCAGCAAGGAGUUGAUGUUGAAGGGCAAAAUGAGGGAAAGAAAGGAGUUGAUUUUGACUGAACUAGUAAAAAUGUUUGAAGGCAGCAAGGAGUUGAUGUUGAAGGGCAAAAUGAGGGAAAGAAAGGAGUUGAUUUUGACUGAACUAGUAAAAAUGUUUGAAGGCAGCAAGGAGUUGAUGUUGAAGGGCAAAAUGAGGGAAAGAAAGGAGUUGAUUUUGACUGAACUAGUAAAAAUGUUUGAAGGCAGCAAGGAGUUGAUGUUGAAGGGCAAAAUGAGGGAAAGAAAGGAGUUGAUUUUGACUGAACUAGUAAAAAUGUUUGAAGGCAGCAAGGAGUUGAUGUUGAAGGGCAAAAUGAGGGAAAGAAAGAGGGUACUCGCAGUUGGAUGA
Cucurbita moschata (crookneck pumpkin) is the source of this 1137-nucleotide messenger RNA. RefSeq lists its product as uncharacterized. The record is from RefSeq and is a predicted model, not a curated record. The transcript is spliced from 2 exons. NCBI's taxonomy places the organism in Eukaryota, Viridiplantae, Streptophyta, Magnoliopsida, Cucurbitales, Cucurbitaceae. Bases 64 to 1137 code for a protein of 357 amino acids.